AUGUCCAUCCUCUGCACGAUCAGCGGGCAGACGCCCGACGAACCCGUGGUGAGCAAAACGGGGUACAUCUUCGAAAAACGGCUCAUCGAAAAACACAUCCUGAAUUAUGGCAUAUGUCCAGUAAGUGGAGAGGUCCUAACGCUGCAGGAUCUGUACCCACUGAAAAAUGAGAAGGUGGUAAAGCCAAGGCCCAUUACGGCGAGUAGCAUUCCAGGGUUGCUAUCCAUCCUACAAACCGAGUGGGACUCUCUCAUCUCAGAGAUGUUUACCCUAAGAACCCACGUCAAUGACAUACGUAACCAACUGACCCAUAGUCUGUACCAGUACGAUGCUGCAACGAGGGUAAUUGCAAAAUUGUUGAAGGAGAAAAAUAACUACACAGAAGAAAUAAAAAAUUUAAGGAAGCAAAUUCUAAGCAUCCGUAGUGGCAAUGAUUUGAAUGAACUUGAAGUGGGGCUAAGUGAGGAACUACUAAAUGACAUGCAGGAGUUGGCAAAGAAUCUUCUAAUGACAAGGAAGAAGAGAAACAUAGAACAUGUUACCACGACUGACCAGUGGAAACAGGUGACAAAUACAAACGAGUUCGAUGUACACUCGGCUGCACUUCCGGGGGUUACGUGUCUUUCCCUAGACGUUAACAAAACGAGAUACAACUAUUAUGACGACCACAUGAAUCACAAUUUUUUCUCCGGGGGGAUGGAUGGAAAUGUGUAUUACGUCUCCCUUGAGGAGAGUAAAGUCUUGGCCAAAUUACAGGGGCACUUAAAAAAGGUCACUGCCAUUGCGGCGCAUCCGACUUACCCUGUAUGCAUAUCAGGGGCGAAUGAUAAGACGGUUCGCAUAUGGAAAGGAGAUAUAGACACCAAUGAGUUUACCACGUCGCAUGUUAUUACAAAACAUAAAGAUCAGAUAACCUCCUUGGCACUCCACCCGAUGGAAAAUUAUUUUGUGACUUCUUCUAAGGACAACGUGUGGAUCCUGCACGAUAUGGAAACGUCAAGGACGGUAAAAAUAUGUAAAACGAACCCAAGUCCAUUUAAACACCUAGCCAUUCACCCAGACGGAAUUAUGCUUGGCAUAGGGUCUGAGGAUUCAAACAUACACAUCUACGACAUAAAAAGUCAGGAAUAUAAAGCGUCUCUAAGUGGUCACACCAGUGACGUGCAGCACAUUUCUUUCAGUGAGAAUGGCUACUACUUGGCUUCCUGUUCGAAGGAUAAGACGGCUAAAUUAUGGGAUCUUAGAAAAGCGCAGUGUUUUCAAACGAUAGAUGUGGAAGAACAGCCAAAAAGUAUUGAGUUCGAUUUUUCUGGAAAGUACCUUUCGCUAGCUGCCGGGAAUGACGUACAUAUAUACAACUUCGAGACCAAGACGCAGGCCAAUCUUGUGAAGACUCUUUCGUCACACACAGAUACAGUCACGCAGACCUGCUUUGGCAGCAGGACGGCCUACCUCCUCUCCAGCUCGAUGGACAAAACGGUCAAAGUGUGGAAUUAA
Plasmodium coatneyi is the source of this 1497-nucleotide messenger RNA. RefSeq lists its product as uncharacterized. The coding region runs from base 1 to 1497 and encodes 498 amino acids. The record is from RefSeq and is a predicted model, not a curated record. Gene Ontology annotation, molecular function: ubiquitin protein ligase activity; protein binding. The transcript has a single exon. NCBI's taxonomy places the organism in Eukaryota, Apicomplexa, Aconoidasida, Haemosporida, Plasmodiidae. Gene Ontology annotation, biological process: mRNA splicing, via spliceosome; DNA repair; protein ubiquitination. Gene Ontology annotation, cellular component: Prp19 complex; cytoplasm; U2-type catalytic step 1 spliceosome.